ACAGAAAAAAGAGUACUAUCCUCGUGUGCAAUAUUUAUUUGUCGUUAUUUUUCGCUUUGAUUCCUUGACAUGCAAAAAUGUUGCGUUAAACACUUAUAUUAGAAACAAAAAUGGACAAAAGACCGUUAUUUCUUGGAAAAGGUCGAGGUAGAGGCCGCGGAAAUGAAGAAAAAGGUACCAAUCCGGCGGCAGGGCAAUCUGGUGGCCGCGGACAUUUGUUACCCGCGAAAUGGGGAAAUUCCAGAAAAGCUGAAAAUGGCGGUGCAAAUUCACCCAAGGUGCCUGAAGCUUCCAAGGAGAGGCAGGAAAAGGCAAAUAAAAUAAAGGAGUCUGCGAAGAGAUACUUGGAAAGAGUGGACGACGAAUUUGAAGACUCCUCAGAGGACGAAGAAAUUAAUGACAGUGAAAUAUUGAACAACACGUUGAAGAACUACAGAAAUACCUCACAAGACAGUGAAGAAGGCCUAAACAAAACUGCUCAGUAUUUAAUAGACUCCUGCAAACCUGGAUCUAGUGUGUGUUUAAUAUGCAUUGCUUCUAUCAAGCACGUUGAUGCAGUAUGGAAUUGUAGCCAAUGUUUCUCAACUCUUCACCUUCAAUGUAUUCAGAAAUGGGCCAGGGAUGGUGCUGCAUAUAACCUCCUGUCCUCUGAUAACAUAUCUCAAGCUGAUCUUCCAUGGUACUGGUAUGUAUGACAUCUUUCUUGACCUACAGUAUAUU
Orbicella faveolata is the source of this 720-nucleotide messenger RNA. RefSeq names its product NF-X1-type zinc finger protein NFXL1-like. Gene Ontology annotation, cellular component: nucleus. NCBI's taxonomy places the organism in Eukaryota, Metazoa, Cnidaria, Anthozoa, Scleractinia, Merulinidae. Gene Ontology annotation, biological process: regulation of DNA-templated transcription. The record is from RefSeq and is a predicted model, not a curated record. Gene Ontology annotation, molecular function: RNA polymerase II transcription regulatory region sequence-specific DNA binding; zinc ion binding; DNA-binding transcription factor activity, RNA polymerase II-specific.